This is a messenger RNA of Fusarium falciforme, 1662 nucleotides long. RefSeq lists its product as hypothetical. The record is from RefSeq and is a predicted model, not a curated record. The coding region runs from base 1 to 1662 and encodes 553 amino acids. Gene Ontology annotation, biological process: transmembrane transport. The transcript is spliced from 5 exons. Lineage: Eukaryota; Fungi; Ascomycota; Sordariomycetes; Hypocreales; Nectriaceae. Gene Ontology annotation, molecular function: transmembrane transporter activity.
AUGACCAAGUGGACUACCUACGAUGGCUUUGCCGAGCAGCGACAAGACUCUCACGGCACACGAGAACCUCCCGCUUCUUCUGGUCCUUUAGGCUCACCAGAAUUGCAAGAUGAACAAGCUCAACAAAAUAAGUAUCCAUCCGGUUUCAAGUUUGCGGCUAUCAUAGUUGCCGUCUGUCUUUCCUUCAUACUUAUGGGCCUAAAAACCAUCCAGGAUAGCAACAUAAUCGCAACAGCUGUUCCGGCCAUAACUCAUCAAUUCGGCACCAUCAAGGACAUUGCUUGGUAUACUUCCGCCUAUCGACUCAUGUCAGGCUCGUUUCAGCUCAUGUUCGGAAAGCUUUAUACCUUGUUUCCUGCAAAGACCUUGAUCCUAGAGAGUCUCUCCAUCUUUGUCACGGGGACUUUGCUGUGUGCCCUUGCCCCGAGUUCACCGGUUUUUAUCCUUGGGCGAGCCAUAACCGGCUUAGCUACCGCCGGUGUCCUCUCAGGAGCCUUUGCCAUGGUCAUUCACAUGGCGCCGCUACAAAGGCGAUCGACCUAUGCCGGAAUCGGCGCCGCAUCAGAGGCUAUGGCCUCCGUCACGGCUCCUCUCUUGUGUGGCCUUCUGACUGACCAGCUGAGUUGGCGAUGGUGUUUCUUCAUUGAGCUACCCCUUAUCGCUAGUGUAUGCGCCAUUGUCCUCUUCUUCCUCGACUCGACUAAGGAAAACCACGUUGAUGAUCAGAAUUUGACGUUGAUUCUGCGCAAGCUGGACGUGUUGGGCACAGCCAUCUUCGUGCCAGCAAUCACAUCGUUACUGCUGGCUCUGCAAUGGGGAGGAAACAAGUACGAAUGGUCUGACUGGCGCGUCAUCCUACCCUUGUGCUUUUUCAUCGCCUUACUUGCCGCCUUCGUCUGGCACCAAAGUCUUCUUGGUGAACGAGCAACUCUUCCGCCUCGGAUCUUGCGACAACGAAGCGCCCUUUUUGGCUUCUCGUUCAGUUGCUGCAACAACGGCUCGUUGAGCGUCGUUGAGUAUUACAUGCCUAUCUACUUUCAGACUGUGCAAGGACUUUCAGCAUCCAUGUCGGGUGUAAUGGUUCUUCCCUUGGCGGCUGGCCUUGUGGUCUCGGUUCCUCUUGCAGGGUAUCUGACUUCCUUGAUCGGAUAUUACAGCCCGUUCAUGCUUUUAAACAGCCUCAUCACGCCCCCUGCCAUCGGCCUGCUAACCAGGCUAGAUGCUGGAUCAAGGUUAUGGAGCCUGAUCUUCUACCAAGCCUUGCUGGGGUUCGGAGCUGGCAUCGGCUUCCAAGACCCUCAAGUCGCCGUCCAGGCAGUCUUCUCAGACUCGGACUCGCAGAUUGCCAUUGCUAUCAUCCAGUUGGCCCAGGCUAUUGGCUCGGCCAUAGCUGUUGCCGGAGCGCAGACCAUCUUCACGUCCAAAUUGAGCUCUUACCUAUCUAGGUUUGUUUCGGGGCUCGACCUUACUGAUCUAGCUAACCAGGGUCUUGCUGUCCCCGAAGAUUUGAGCCCUUGGGAGCAUCAGCAAGUGGUCUCGAGUUACAGCCAUGCGCUCAACGAUACGUUUUAUCUCCCGGUUAUUCAUGCUUGUUUGACCCUCAUCGGCGCGCUCGGCAUUGAAUGGCGAUCUGUAAAAAAAGAGAUGAAGCCAUCAAGUUAG